Messenger RNA from Lasiodiplodia theobromae, 792 nucleotides. Its product is annotated as Frg1-like family protein. Gene Ontology annotation, cellular component: catalytic step 2 spliceosome; striated muscle dense body; nucleolus. The coding region runs from base 1 to 792 and encodes 263 amino acids. The transcript has 2 exons. Gene Ontology annotation, molecular function: actin filament binding. The record is from RefSeq and is a predicted model, not a curated record. Lineage: Eukaryota; Fungi; Ascomycota; Dothideomycetes; Botryosphaeriales; Botryosphaeriaceae.
AUGGUCAAACCUCUCACGUUCAAAGGCGAUAAGAAGCCCAAAAAGCGCAAGCGUGCGGCCGCGGACGACAACGACGAUGGUGCUCCUGCAAGCAAGGAGCUCGCCAAAGCCGCCAGCUCAGCAGCUGAAGACGACGAUUCCUGGGUGACGGCCGAAGCAGUCAGCGACAUUGCAGGACCCGUCACCUUUGUACUACCCACCGAGCCGGCUACAUUCCUGGGCUGCGACGCCAACGGCACCGUCUUCACAAGCAAGGUCGAAAACAUGGUCGAGAACGAUGCAUCAACAGCAGAGCCGCACGACGUGCGCCAGGUGUGGAUCGCAAACAGAGUCGCGGGUAACGAGAGCUUCAGCUUCAAGGGCCACCAUGGGAAGUAUCUUGCAUGCGACAAGUUCGGCGUCAUGUCAGCCCAACGCGAGGCAGUCUCACAAGACGAAUCAUUCCUCUGCAUUCCCGUCGCCGACAACCCGGGAACAUUUGCCCUACAGACCCAGCGUGACAAGUUUAUCACAGUUGACGAGGGCAAAAACGAAGUUCGUGGCGAUUCCGAGAACAUCGACUUCAACUCGACCUUCCGCAUCCGCAUGCAGGCCCGCUUCAAGCCGAGACCAAAGACGAACAAGGAGCAGCGGGCCGCGGAGAAGAUUUCCAGAAAGGAGCUGGAAGAAAUGGUGGGAAGGCGAUUGGAGGACGAUGAGGUCAAGAAGCUGAAAAGAGCACGAAGGGAUGGCAAUUUCCACGAGACUCUGCUCGACGUCAAGGUCAAGGGGAAGCACGAUAAAUUUGCGUAA